Messenger RNA from Symbiodinium pilosum, 1038 nucleotides. NCBI's taxonomy places the organism in Eukaryota, Dinophyceae, Suessiales, Symbiodiniaceae. The record is from the annotation of a GenBank genome assembly.
AUGUUAAGAGCGCCUGUAAGUUCAGGGCCACUGAGAUGCUGCCGCGCGCAUCGCCAGGCUACCGAGAAAGAGCUUCAAAGGAUACGCCGAUUGCCAGAAAAUCGGGUGUGUCCGAACUGUUUGAAAGAGGAAAGCCUAGGAUUUAGUGCAGUUUGCACAACGUUCAAGACGUUUAUUUGCAGUGACUGCAAAUCUGCGCAUCAAAGUUUCUCACAUCGAUGCAAAAGCAUCCAGAUGAGCGUGUGGACGAUGGAGGAGGUCAAGGGUCUCGAUGACAACAACGGUGGCGGAAAUGCUGCUGCGGCGCGAAAGUAUCUCGCAAAAGUUACGCCGAAAGAUCGUGUCAAGCAGGGUAGCACGCUGGAAUUAUACAAGCGAUUCAUUCAGCGAGCUUAUGUUGACCAACGAUGGGCUGGCGAUGUUUCUGAAGCAUCUCCUGCAUCUGAGGAACAUCCUCUCGAGACACCAGGGGAGAAGACGAAGCGGCGUUCAAGGAAGUCCCGGCAUCGUAAAACGGCAGACGCAGCCGUCAACCCUGAGUCGGGACCUGUCCCUUUGCAGGCACCGAGUUUGGUAAGCCCAAGCUGGUCCUCAGCGAGUCAGACAGAUUCCGCACUGCCGUUUGGGCAUCCUGUUGCUCAGGGAUGGUGCUGGGACGGAGACGGGGCUCACGAUGGCAGGCGACAUGAGCAGCCUACGAAGCGAGGCGUAUAUCUCUUUAACCAGCCAGGAAUGCAGGAUGGCUGCACUGCGGUCAAUCCAGAACAUGCAGCGAGAGCGUGGCUCGUGCCCUUGCCUGCCCGCACUGCUGAACGAUCACCACCACUGUCUACCGCUGGGUCCUCAACUGUGUGGUCAACACCUACAUCAAAGGGAGCUGCGCUUCCACUCGAUCCCACAAACCCGUGGGCGGAGGAUGUCCUGCGUUUGUGCGAAAAGCAGGGCCAAGAAGUUGCAGGCCGCUUCGACUUGAGCCCGGCAAUGGCUGGACGCGGCAUACUUUUGCCAAGUUGGAGUGACUCUAUGCAAGUGUGUUGA